Messenger RNA from Physella acuta, 3322 nucleotides. Its product is annotated as BOS complex subunit NCLN. The record is from RefSeq and is a predicted model, not a curated record. Gene Ontology annotation, biological process: regulation of signal transduction. Lineage: Eukaryota; Metazoa; Mollusca; Gastropoda; Physidae. Gene Ontology annotation, cellular component: membrane.
AUUAUCUACAUCUUGUAUUUAUAAAAUACAAGCACCCCCUUUAUCACCAUGUGGUUCGAUGAAAUGGGAGAAAUCUUUGAAAUGUUCAGAGGAAGCUUUCCGUUGUCAUUCCUGUUUUUUGUACCUAUAUUUAUUAUCAUCUCGCCUGUGAGUCCAGUGAAUGCAGCCCAAGAAUUUGGUGUUUACAGAAUGCAGCAUUAUGAUCUUCAAGGCACGAGCUAUGGCUGUAAAAAUUCCAUCAUCAACAUGGAGGCAAGGUCCAUUGACUCUAAAAUGCUGACUCGCCGUUGUGCUGUGGCAAAGCUGAAAGAUGUCACCAUGACAAAGUAUAGAGACCUAAUGACACAGAAUGCAGGUGCUCUUUUGGUCAUUCUUCCAAACAAUUUUAUGGAACUCUCUGCAGAAGAGAAGCAGCAUCUGCAAAACUUGGAGCAUGACUUGCUCCAGGAACCAACCACAGUUCCUGUGUACUUUGCUACACAGUCUGAGUAUCUUGAAGACAUUUAUUUGGAUGUGCAGGAAGGCAAUUCUGGAGAUAAUGCACCAACAGCUUGGGAAGCUUUGUUGAGUUCUGCUUCAGCCAAUGGAUUUCAACUAGUUCUGUCUGGUAAUCCAGCAGAGUCCAUGCCCGAGUUUGACAUACCAAACAUUCAGGGACGUUUAUCCGGGUACGGCAUUGAAGAACAACUUCCGACCAUUGUUAUUUCUGCCCAUUAUGAUGCAAGAGGCAUUGCACCUGCAUUGUCUUAUGGUGUAGACUCCAAUGGUUCUGGAGUUAUCUUAUUGUUGGAACUAGCAAGGCUUUUCUCCAAACUGUACACAAAUUCUCGCACACAUGCCAAAUACAAUUUGGUUUUCUUGUUAUCUGGAGGAGGAAAGUUUAAUUAUCAAGGUUCUAAAAAGUGGAUUGAGGAUAAUUUUGAAGCAGCAGAGGUGACCAUACUGUCUGAUGUUGCAUUUGUAUUAUGUUUGGACACACUUGGUGCAUCGAAUGACCUUAAUCUACAUGUUUCUAAGCCACCUAAAGAAGACAGUGCUGGAGGCCAAUUCUAUCAACAUCUUGAGGAUGUGGCCAAGGAACACUUUCCUGAGGUAAAAACUGGCAUGAUUCACAAGAAAAUCAACCUGGCUGAUGAAAUCUUGGCAUGGGAGCAUGAGAGGUUCAGCAUCAAAAGAAUGUUGGCCUUCACCUUGAGCCAUCUUGACUCUCACAAAAGUCAAGAUAGGACAACAAUCCUUGAUACAAAGGAGAAAGUCAGUGCGGCUGUGAUUACAAGGAAUGCUCAGCUGAUCGCUGAAGCUUUGGCCAGACAAAUCUACAACUUAACAAGCCAGGGAAGCUUCCAAAUGUUCACAGACACCUUGGCAGUGGAGGACUCUGUUGUGGACUCUUGGCUGGACUAUUUCUCUAGUGAACCCAGGGCAGCACAGCUAAUGAAAUCUGACUCUGAGCUGAUACUGACACUAGAACAGACGAUGGCUCGGUACCUUAAAGAUGUUAAAAAGACAUCAAUCAAGGCAGACAAGAGAGAUCCUGAGUUUGUGUUCUACACUGGUGCUGAGUAUCUUGUCAAUGCUUACAAUGUGAAGCCUGCUGUGUUUGACCUGUUUCUUGCCCUGUGUAUUGCUGGCUACCUGGCUCUGGCCUAUCUGUUUGCUCAGAACUUCCAUGUGAUCUACUAUGCACUGAAAAAAACUGUGAUCCCUGCCAGUCCUAAAUCCAAAGUGAAUUAAUUUGAAGCUGUCACAACCUCAGAUAAACUUUACCAAGCAGUUUCGCUGUUUACCAAUGAACAUUUCACAAGUACCAAUUAGCAUUUAUUCAGACAGAGAUGGUCAUCUCUAGUAACUGUGCAAUUGAUGCUACAUAUCUUGUAGGUAAUUCCCACACGUCCUGAUUCAUCUAAGUUGGUACUUAAUAUCAUCUUGAAAUCGCUUGCUUUAUCUGACUGUUCCUUGUACCUUUUUAAAGAAAUAUUUAUUUUUUCAUUAAAGCCAUACCUUGUACUGUAAGGAUUUCAUCAUUGUCCCGUAGAUUAGUUUGUUGAAACUUACAAGUUUUAGUUGUCAAGCCUGUUGAUUUCCCAAUGCAAUUUUAGUAUAUCGCUAGUAAUACUUUGUCCAUUCCUCUAACUGAUAUAUUUACAUCUGUGGUGAGAAAAUAUUACUAGUUUUGUCCUUGUUUUCAACUAUUUAUCAUGUUUUUAUGUGAUGUUCUGUUUUUGUUUUAUUGAGUUUCUCUAAUAUCUGAUCAUAAUUUUGGAUCUUAGGAGUAAUUAUCAUUGACACGUUCUGGUCAACCCCAUUAAAAUUAAUGUUGCUGUGAGUAGGGUAUUAUAAAGCUGCUUUGCUGAUAGCAAUACCUCAGUCAAGCCUAAUCCUCACCCAAACUCUGAUUUUUGUCCCUAAGAGAAGAGCCAUGUUUUUUUUCUGAAUUAAGUACCAAUAAUAAAGCAUUCUCUGUUGUCAUCUCAGUACUACUUAGACAUUUUAGUUUCAUUGUAAUUAGUUUCAUUUUUCUUUAAUCAGAGAUCAAGUUAUUUUUGUACUUGUGUUGUAGGCUGAACUUCAGUCAUGUAGUUUAAAACUUUAAUUCAUGUUUUUUUUUUCAAGUCUUAAUCAGCUGUCAAUUUUAACUUAUUUACUUGUUUUGGUGCGUCUUGGUUUAGUUUUGCAUCAUACGUCUUACACACGCAACAAUUCAUACAAUCAGUAUUUUUUUGUCUUGAUUUGUUUUAAAAACGUUCUUGGCUUCUACAUGCUGUUUUUUUUCUACUUGAUGAAUGUUGACGUGUGUUAGACUUUUGCCCUGGAUAUCAUGUUUCUUCUGUUGUAAGUUUUUUAAAUAUAUUUUUAAACUUCAGUGCAAAACAUUUUUCCACUGAUAAUGUUUGAUGUGAACUAUUUUUUUCCUUUUAACCUUCCAUACGUCUAUUAAACUGCAUUGCCUAUUUUUAAAAAUACUAUGUAUUUAGUGCCUCAAAUUUCACAUCUUGGAGAGUUUAAAAUUUAAAUUAGAUCUCAAGAUUUUAAUUUUGAUAAUUUUCUACGGCUAUUUUUCUUUAAGUUUUGAAAAAACUAAAAUUAGAAAAAUGUUCUUUCUUGCAUGAAGAGAUAGUAUGGUAUUUUUGUAUCUGAUGUUGUGUAUCAUUUUAUUGAGAGCAGUUAUGUUAGUUAAAUGUGAAUGUGGUGUCAUGAUUGUAAACCUGCUGGUCCAUUGUCUGAGUGUGAUUUGUGAUAGAUAGAUGUAGUACAUGAUGCAAUUCUACUGCCAGUGUGGAACAAAUUAAUGAAUAAAGUGUAGAUUUUAAACAUUUGUAAA